Molecule: messenger RNA, 330 nt
Organism: Dovyalis caffra
Lineage: Eukaryota; Viridiplantae; Streptophyta; Magnoliopsida; Malpighiales; Salicaceae
Source: the annotation of a GenBank genome assembly
AUGACAGUUAAAGUCGAUGUCUACAGUUUCGGGAUCCUUCUUCUUGAGAUCGUUAAUUGGAGAAGCAAUGCAGAAUACAGAUCAAACCAAGAAACGGUUUUUCUUCUAGAUACGGCCGGUAAUUUACAUGCGAAGCAAAAACUUCUACAUUUAGUUGACCCAAGGUUGGGCCCUUAUGAUCGGGACGAAGCCAACAUUGUGUUGAACUUGGCCAUAAAGUGCACUGAUCAAUCACCUUCUCUCAGGCCUACAAUGUCUCAAGUUGUGACUGUACUUGAACGUGAAAAAACACUUGAGGACAUUUCUACAGAGAUCGCUUCCUCUACAUGA